AUGUGCGGGGCGACGGCGAUAGGAUUCCCAGGCGACUACGGUUACGAUACUCUCGAAGUGUUAUGCGCUGAAUGGAGCCAGCAUUCAACACAGCGUAUUUUUGAGUACAAUAAAAGAUUCAUUCAGUGGGUACGUGCUGCAGAUUCCCAUGGUGACGGUUUGCGAUGCUUUGACCCCUGGGACAUCAGCGUUCAAAUUAGUGAGCCACCUGUUGUACCAUUUGAGAUUGAGUCAUCUGUCCGUGCGCGGAAGUGGAUAGCCAAUCAGAUGCAUCUGUUGCAGCACCUAUUGGAGAUGCUCUGUCAUAUUAGAGCUAUGAAUCUUGGUAGAGCCCUUCAGUCAUUGCGUCUCUACUUCGACUACUCAAUGUUCCGAUUAAACGAUUCAGUCGUAGCUGCUAAUGUGCACGGUGCUCGACUGGGAGUACUGGAUCAGCGAUCGCUCAGGCUUUCGGCUAGUCUACUACUGUGUGAAUGCGUUCAACAAGCUCAGAACCAUGACGUUGCUUGUUUGCGAAUGGCUAUGGUUGAAUUGGCAGCGCUGGAAGCCAUGUCUCCAAGCGAUACUCAUCUUAAUAUCCUUGUCGAUGAUAAAUCUUCGGGGACUCUUAUCUCCAGUGAGAGCUUGUUGCGGAUGAUAAAUCGUGCGUCAGGAACUGACACUCUAGCUGAAGGUGAGGUUCAUCGAGAUGCGGUUGUCGACACGAACGAGUCGCAGCAGCUUUUCGAUCAAAUGCAUGCGUUAGCGAAUCUGAUGACGGCGAUAACUGCGGCUCGACAGUGCAAAUUUCCAGAUGCAGUCGAGGAAGGCGUCGAGCGUGCCUUGAGGUGCAACUCUGGGUUAGAUACGGGUAGUCGCUGCCGUCUGAUCAAUGACGCAGCCGUAGCAACAACGAGUAGUAUUCGGCUGAAGCAUGGAUUCGCGAAGGCGGCACGAUCAAUUGCCACCGCUCUAGUCGACACAAACUACGGUGAAGGCACUGCUCCGCGACACGAAACCGAUGCACAUGCCAUAGCAGGUGUGAAUAUGGUGUACGCUAGUGUUAUGAUUGGCGAGUGGGAUCGUGCCUUUCAUAUAUUGCGGAAACUGAAAUCGAUUUUUACACCAGAUAUCAAUUGGCAGUGUGCGCAAUAUGUGCAACUUUGUGACAGUAUCAUUUCUUUCGAUUGUGCCAUUCUGUGUGGGCAGUUUGACAAAUGUGUACCGAUACUGGAAGAUAUCGAAGUAAUGGAUCAUGCUGAGGCAGCCUUGAGGAAAGCGUUAUUUCUGGCAGUACAAGGUGAGAUUACGGGAGCACGUAAUUUCCUUGAAACUUUGUACACAAAAUACGAGACACCAUCUACUGUUGUAGUUCAUAUGAGACUUCGACUUCAAUUGGCGAUGCUUCUUAGUGCAGAAUGUCGUUGGAGUGCUGCCACUGAGAUGCUUAAUGGAGUUCGUGAAGAAGCGAUCAGUGUUGAGCAUCGCAAUAUCGCCGGUAUGGCGCUGCGAAGAAUAGGUGUUGUUCAGAUGUUAAGUGGAGAUUAUGAAUCUGCUGUAACGAACCUGACAGAAUGCAAAAAGGAUAUCAAUCGUUAUUGCUCAGUUCUUGAAAGGGCUAUACUAUCCAUAGCUUUGGCGAAGGCUUACUCGCAUUGUAGAGACGGAUGUGAAACGGUGCGUUUCCUAAACAAGGCUCGUGUCCACUGUCGUCAAGCAGGGGCGACACUCUUUGAGAAGUUUGUUCUGCACGAGCUAGCACUAUAUUACAACGAACACGACGCUAUCGAGGAACGUGACGAGAUCGCUGCAGAAUUUGCUGAGUUAGACGAAAGACAUGCUGGCUUAUUCGAUUGGAACCUCGUGUAG
This is a messenger RNA of Angiostrongylus costaricensis, 1848 nucleotides long. Lineage: Eukaryota; Metazoa; Nematoda; Chromadorea; Rhabditida; Metastrongylidae. The record is from the annotation of a GenBank genome assembly.